AUGGCCCCCAAGAGGAAGUAUCAAAUGACAGACAAAGAUCAGAAUAAAGGAAAAGCUUCUAAGAGUCAUCCAACAUUACAACUUGCUAGGCGUCUAUCAGAGAUGACUUCUCAAAUUGCACCAUGUGCUUCAUCACAUGCAUUAUCUCAUUCUACUGAUCUGCCUGCUUGGACAUCUGAUGUGAUACCUCCACCUUCAGUACAAGGGGUACACUCAGCAUGUACUGCACAACCAUCAAAUCCAGAUGCAGGAUGUACCCUUGAUGUUGCCCCAGAGAAGAAAAGUGCUAUUCUCAGAAAACUUGAUAGACAGCAGAUGGUAGACAAAGUUCAGAAUAAAGGAAAAGCUUCCAAGAGUCAUCAAACAAAACGACUUACUAGACGUGUUGCAAUGAUGACUUCUGAAAUUCCCCCAUGUGCUUCAUCACAUGCCAUAUCUCCUCCUACUGAUCCACAACCAAGAUCAUCUGAGGUGAUACCUCCUCCUUCAAUACAAGGGUUACACUCACCAAGUACUUCACAACCAUCAAAUCCAGAUGUAGGAUGUACCCGUGACACAGCCACGAAGAGGAGAUCUGUUCGCAGGAAGUUUGUUGGUCAGCAGAUGGCAGAGAAAGUUCAGAAUAAAGUAAAAACUUCUAGGAGUAAUCCAACAAAACAACGUGCAACAUCUCUAGCACCAAUGACUUCUCAAAAGCCACCUUAUGCUGCACAACCAACAAAUUCAAUGGAAGGGGCACACUCACCUACUAGGACAUCUGAUGUAUCAACUCCACCUUCAAUGGAAGUGGUACACUUGCCUCGUUCCUCACAACCAACAAAUUCAGAUGCAGGACAUACUGGUAGAACAUUUGUUGCAUUAGAGACGCAAAGCAAUGAUGCCAGGCCAAUUUUAUACCUUGAUGGGCAAGGGUAUGUUUUUCUACUAUGUUACUUAUUUGACAUUGGCAUUUUGAAAUUGUAA
Messenger RNA from Sphenostylis stenocarpa, 963 nucleotides. The record is from the annotation of a GenBank genome assembly. Lineage: Eukaryota; Viridiplantae; Streptophyta; Magnoliopsida; Fabales; Fabaceae.